GGGGCGCAGGUUCCCAGCCUGAACUUGGUUGCGCACCCCACCUCCCACGCAGUUCCGCAGUUCCCGUCUGCCUGUCCGGGGCCUCCACCCUAAGCGAGAGUCCCUUGGCUAAAGUCGUGCCCCCUGCGGGAAGAUGACCUCUUGGGGCCACCCCAGACCCCAGGAGCACCUUCAAAGGAUGAGGAGGCCCCCCGGAAGUUUGGCUCCUCCUGGAUGGAGCUCCCCGGAUGUCCUGAACCAGCUCCGGCAGCAGUUUCCCAGGCUCCCCGCUCACCUGACGGCGCAGGUGGAGAGCAUGUGCCACACGACGGAACACUUCCUCGAGACCUGGAGCCGACCUCUGGGCCCCCCGCCGGGGGAGGAGGCGGCUGGGAGCUGGGCUGACCGGGACUCCUGGGGGCCGGCCGGCCCCGCGACAGCCUCACAGCACCCGAGUCUCCAGGGGCCACGCUCGGAGGACGCUGUGGCCAGGAGGUCCUCAGACUGGCUCACGCAGCGCCCGGGGGCCGACGAGCAGGACACGCCGGCGCGCUGGGACCCGGAGGCCCGGCUUUGGCAGGACGUCCUGACCGAGCAGCUCUGGCAGAUCUUUACGGGGACCCCCGACAAGGGGGAGCAGCCCCAGCGCAGGGUGACAGAGGAGCCGUCAGGCGCGGAGGGCCAGGACCUGGGACCAAGCUACUUGGGACUGGAGUUGCGUACUGAAGACACUUUCGAUCUCAGCCCCCCUGUGCCCUCCCUGAGCUCCCCUGAGGGCGCUCAAGAAGGGAGCACAGAGCCGGGCCCCGAGGCCAGGGGGAUGCCCUCCCGCGUGGCCCAGGUGAGGCGUCAGCCUGAGCAGUGGCCUCCGCAAGGGGCGGGGAUGCCGACGCGCGCCUGGGCCUGCCCACAGGAGCCUGCCCCGGGAGCCUGCCGUUUCCUGCAGCCCAUAUGCUGGGACCCUGAGGACUUUGAGGACACGUGGAGGAGACCAGAUGCCUUACCCUGGCGGCCCAAGAGGCCGGCCGUCCCUCUCCGGGUGGAGAAGGUGCGGGCGCUGAGACACGGGGAGCCCGUGCUGGCCACGGCCGUCAGCAGCUUCCUGCGGCACGCCUUCACCUGCGGCAGGGCCGGCGUCAAAGUGUGGAGCCUGGCUGGCCAGGUGGCGGAGGACAGGUGUCCCCAGAGCCACCUGGGCAUACAGACCCGCGGGGCCUACCUGCGCACCUGCCUGCUGGCCUCCGACAGCACCACCCUGCUCACCGGUGGCCACAACCUGGCCGGCGUGGGCGUGUGGGACCUGACCGCGCCCACCCUGCGCGUGAGCCGGGAGCUGCCCUGCGCCGGCCUCACCUGCCAGGCCCUGGCCUCCAGGCCCGAGGACAGCCUGGCCUUGGCCGGUUUCAAGGACGGCACCGUCAGGAUCUGGGACCUGCGGGACCAGAGUGUCAUCAGGGACCUGCCGGGCCAGCCAAAUGGGGCCAAGAGCAUUGCCGUCAAAGACCAGAACAUCUGGACAGGGGGUCUGGACACUUGUCUGCGGUGCUGGGACCUGAGGGCUGCCGGGGAGCCCCAGGAGUACCAGUUCGAGUCUCAGAUAAUGAGCCUGUCCCCUAGUCCCCAGGAGGACUGGGUGUUGGUGGGCACAGCCAAUGGCCAACAGUGGCUGCAGCCCACCCGAGGGGGCCAGAAGCACAUGGUGGGGAGUAAAGACGGCACCAUCCUGGGUCUGAAGUUCUCGCCCCUCGGCCAGUGGUGGGUGAGCGUCGGGAUGGAUGACCUGGUCGGCGUCUACAGCAUGCCCGCGGGGACCCUGGAGUUCCAGGUACCCCAGGGGGACCGGGCCCGAAGGGACGGCGGGGUGGGUGAGCCGCCCGCCCCUCAUGCUGGCCUCCCGUGCCCCGAGGUCCCCGAGAACUCAUCUGUCCUGUGCUGUGACGUGUCCCUCAAUGACCGCCUGAUCGUCACGGGGUCCAGGGACUGCGCCUCCGUGUACCUGCUCACCUACUGAGCGCCCCGGCGCCUGGUCCUCACUCGGGUCCUUGGUUUUUGUCCUUUGCCCCCAAUGUGGUGGCGGAGGGGCGUGGCGGGCCGGAUCUCUCCCGCACGGCGAUCUUUGUCACGUGUAAUAAAGCAACCGCAAACAGCA
Messenger RNA from Suricata suricatta (meerkat), 2128 nucleotides. RefSeq names its product TLE family member 6, subcortical maternal complex member (gene TLE6). The coding region runs from base 134 to 1990 and encodes 618 amino acids. Lineage: Eukaryota; Metazoa; Chordata; Mammalia; Carnivora; Herpestidae. Gene Ontology annotation, biological process: negative regulation of canonical Wnt signaling pathway; regulation of DNA-templated transcription. The record is from RefSeq and is a predicted model, not a curated record. The transcript is spliced from 14 exons. Gene Ontology annotation, cellular component: nucleus; transcription regulator complex. Gene Ontology annotation, molecular function: protein binding; transcription corepressor activity.